AUGACUUCUGUCAGUCAAGGAGGCGAUUCUGACGUUCAGAGCUGGCACGCGUCAGCAGAGCUUUCACAAAACAGCUUCAUCUUGAAUGACGGCUCUAGUGAAACCGCCGGUGCACCAGUUGAAGAAGAAGACGAUGAAGAUGUAUUUGUAUACCCCGGAAACACCACUUCAGAACCGGAGGAGGUGCCAGCGCCACGACCCCAGACCUCGCAUCCUAGUCCGGCUCAGCUGGAGUCGCUCUGUGCGGCUGCAUCUUCAGGCGACCUUCCCCAGCUGAAGCGCUUGUUCAAAACUGCGACAGAAACCAAUAAUAUCCAGCCUUUCAGUCUCGCCAACGAUGCCUCAACAAGAACAGGGUUCACAGUCCUGCAUUCGGCUGCUAGUCGAGGUCACUUGGACAUCGUGGUCUGGCUGAUCGAGAAUUGUGGUGCUAUGCCCGACGUCGAGGACAGGGAAGGAGAGGCGAGUAUUCGAGUUUCGGCUCUCAAUGGACACAUCGAUAUACUCAAGUAUCUACUACCCGACCGGGCGGAUGUUCAUGCUCGAGACGCCGAUGGAUGGACCGCUCUGCACAACGCCUGCUCGAAGGGCUAUCUUGACAUUGUCCGUUGGCUUUGUGAACGAGGUGGAGCAACGGCUGUGAAUGAAGGCGUUUCUGGAGUAGACGUCAAAAGCAAAGAUGGAUGGACCCCCUUGAUGAAUGCCGCUUCGAAGGGACACCUGCCCGUGGUUCUCUAUUUACUCAACAAACAGUCAGCAAAUCCACUGGUGCGAAACAAAUGGGGAGAGACAGCCUACGACACAGCGGCUGCUGUCUUUGAAGUUUGGAUAUGCGAGGUGCUCCAACAAGCCGAGGCAGCUCAAUGGCGUCGCGCCACCACACCUUACAAUCCUCUGUUAGUGCACACGACCUUGCCGAUUAUCCUCUACGAAAACCAGCGACUGGACACGAGGCUCAAAACUGUUGCAACUUCCGGCGGCCGACCAAAGUUCAACGUUUCUGGACUUGGGAAGCAGGGUCGUCGAGCACCUUUCGAGCUAAAGCUUUUGGUUCCUGAUGAAGAAAUCGGAUCUCGUAUGGUUCCUGCCUGGCGCAGCGGCGUCCAACUCCCUGCUCGAGAAUCGCCCUGGGUUCUUCCAAGGCCUGUUACAGCAGAUUCUGCUCCUGAUUCCGGAGAGAAAAGCCAUUUCUGGCUUUCGGAUUGGACGCUCGAUGUCACUCAUCCCGCCGUCGAUGCGGAGGAAGGUUGGCAAUAUGCUCAGUCCUUCUCUGACCCGGAUGAGCGAUGGGUUGCAGAGAAGCCAAUGCCGUUGCAACGCAUCCUGAAUGGAUCUGGCAUUGUGGCUGCAGGUCUCAACACCGCAUCCAGCAGUUCCCUUGUAGCAAGUCGUGGUCAUCCUACAUGGGUACGGCGCCGUCGUUGGGUUAGAAUUAUGCGAAGGCGAUUGGAUAUACCCCCUCUGCCUUUCCUUGAACCCGACGGGUCCAUGUAUUAUUUGGAUCCGGAAGGCAACUUGAUUCCAUAUACAGAGGAAUCCCGGGAUCGCGGGUCGGGAGGGCAGGAGUUGGAACUCAUGCCACCCAACGCGAUGCUGGCCUCAGCACGGGAUUACGUUGCCCGAGCAAGGUACCUUGUUGGAAAUCAAAUCAAUAUCGAUUCCACCCCAUCCAACUCGGUCGAGGUUCGUCGAGCAAUCGCCAAACUAGAGCGGGCGACUACCGAAUUACGACAAGGGAUUCCCGGCGAUGAGGACACUGAGCGUCGAGUUCAAGCAGAAGUUUUGUUAAAUGCUUAUAGCAGAGAGCUUGAGCGUCGCCGAUUGGCGGCGAGUUCGUCCGGACUACUUAUUUCUGACACUAAUGUUGACGAAAGCCUUGACGACUAUGACGAUGACGAUGACGAGUUUGUAUACCCUGGAGCAGAGCCAUCACGAUCCGCCUCCCGUGCUUCUGGAUCGACCAACGACUAUUUCAGCCAACCAGGACAUUCGCGCAUACCCGCUGACUUGACGCCCCAAUUAGCACAAGCGCCCGACUUCCGGGUGCCAACGCAUGAGGCCCCUCAGAAGGUCCUGACAGCAAGAUGGACGUCUCCUCCCACUCCCCAUCAGCUACAUGCCCAGUGGGAGCGAGACGAAGCUGUCCAACAGUGCAGGGAGUGUCAGCGCCGUUUCAAUUUUAUUAAUCGCAGACAUCAUUGUCGCAAGUGCGGGCGUAUUUUCUGCGACCGGUGCUCUUCUAACCGAGUCCUCCUCGACCCCUCGGACAUUGUACACGACCCUUCGCUGCCCCAUCCACCCGCAAGCACAAGUCCCCAACGUGUUUGCCAAGGCUGUUACGACGAGAUGCACACGGACGUGCCCACCCGCCUCUACAAUAGCAGCGGAACCGCGCUGGAGCGGAUUGUCGUUGAUCACGAGCGAUUGACUGUUCCUGGCAGGCUUACCCGCCGGCAGUCAAGCUCCCAGCUCAGCGACUUGGCCGAUUGUCCGGUGUGCUUCCUGAGUCUGGAUGAUGUUGGGGGACCACAAGAGCAGGAGUUGCAUGUCAAGAACUGCCUUGAAGGUGGUGGUCAAGGCCCAUCUAGCCAGGCAGCCAAGUACCUCGUGUAUCGUCUUCCAGCUGAAAGCACACUUCUAGGGGUGGAGUGUGUGAUCUGCUUGGAAGAAUUCGUUAAAGGUUCCACGGUUGCUCGCCUCAGUUGCUUCUGCAGUUUCCAUAAUGCUUGCCUUUCUUCUUGGUUGCAACGUGGCAAGAAUUGCCCAGUCCAUGCUCGAUGA
Molecule: messenger RNA, 2781 nt
Organism: Coprinopsis cinerea okayama7#130
Lineage: Eukaryota; Fungi; Basidiomycota; Agaricomycetes; Agaricales; Psathyrellaceae
Exons: 14
Coding region: 1-2781 (926 amino acids)
Molecular function (GO): metal ion binding; protein binding
Source: RefSeq, a predicted model, not a curated record